This is a messenger RNA of Hirundo rustica (Barn swallow), 5454 nucleotides long. It is a transcript of the gene RFXAP, whose product is annotated as regulatory factor X associated protein. Gene Ontology annotation, cellular component: nucleus. The coding region runs from base 1 to 978 and encodes 325 amino acids. The record is from RefSeq and is a predicted model, not a curated record. NCBI's taxonomy places the organism in Eukaryota, Metazoa, Chordata, Aves, Passeriformes, Hirundinidae. Gene Ontology annotation, biological process: regulation of transcription by RNA polymerase II. The transcript has 4 exons.
AUGGAAAGUGAGGAGGGCUCCAGCCGCCGGUGCCGCCCCCACGCCGGCUCCCUCACGGCGCCCCCGGGGCGGGGCCGCCAUUACCGGAGCCCCUCCCCUGAGGGCGGCCGGGGCGCGUGCGCGGUGCGCGCGGCGCCUACGCGCGGGCGGCGCGGGAGCGGCGCGCUCGGGGACCGGCCGGGCCGGGCCGGGCCGGGCACCGCCGCGCUGCAGGACAGCCCCGCCGCCCUGCGGGACAGCCCCGCCGCCGCUCCCACCUCCUCCGCUUCUUCCUCCUCCUCCUCCUCGUCGCCGCCGCAGCAGCAGCUGACGCUGCUUGUGAUGCAGCCGGGCGGCGGCGAGGAGGCGGCGGCCGGGGCGGCGGGGGUGGUGCUGCAGCCCAGCGCCGACCCGCAGCUGCCGCCCUCCGCUAGCGGCGGCCUCAUGGUGUUCUACGAGCUGGGGGCCGCCGGCGAGGUCGAGGUGGGGGAGGAGGAGGCCGAGGCGGCGGGCGGCGAGAGCACGGCCAGCCUGGAGGAGCUGGAGGAGGAGGAGGUGGCGGCGACUGCGAGCGGCGAAGCGGCUGCGGGCGGCGAGUGCAAGAGCUGCACGUACGAGGGCUGCAGCGAGACCACCACGCAGGUGGUGAAGCAGCGCAAGCCCUGGAUGUGCAAGCGGCACCGCAACAAGAUCUACAAGGACAAGUACAAGCGCAAGAAGAGCGACCAGGCCCUGGGGGGCGGCGGGGCGGCGGCCGCGGGGGGCGGCCCGCGGGCCGAGGAUAGCGUUGAAGGUUCAGUGUCUGUUACAAAGCAGAGAUCAGGAUCCAUUGGAGAUCGCCCGGCACGACCUACUCUUUUAGAACAAGUAUUGAAUAAAAAGAGGCUGUCCCUACUCAGAAGCCCAGAAGUAGUGCAGUUUCUUCAGAAACAACAGCAACUGUUAAGUCAACAAGCUUUGGAACAGAGACAGCAGCAGUUCCAAGGAGCACCUGGGUAAUAAAGGACGAUCAACGAUCUGCAGAUGCAUCUAGUGCUGAUGCAGGGACAGGAUCUGUGUUUUGUAUAAAUACAAAGAAUCUCAAUGUUUAAACAAAAAUGGAAGUUGCCGUUGUUACGUAUUUGUUUCUUGUUUGCACUUUUGAGGUUUUGAGCUGCUUGGGUGUCUGCAAACUUGUGAGUGAAUCAUAGAAUGGCCUGGGUUGUGUUAUGGAAGCUUCCCAGUCUGACCAUUCAAGAGAUUCUCUGACAGUCACUCUCCCAGUGCCAGAGACUUGAAUUUCUGGGAUCAAAGCUCCUUCACUGUGGGUAGCUCCAGUGAUCUGACAGGUGCUCCACUUGACUCCCUGCACACCCAGCUCAAAGUCAGACCCCAGGUCUCAGACACCUUGUUCCAUAAAGCAAUUUAUUAGCAGUGUAAUAAUACAGAAACAGUGUGGGCUGAUGCCUCUGAGGAGGGAUCUCAGACAAAGGAACUCCUGGGGUUUUAUACCAUCACAGUCUAUGGCAAGCCUCACUCUUCCUCCUGAGUCUUGCAUUCCUGCCAUGUCCCUGUGUCCAUUCACCUGGCUAGCCACUCAUCUUCUUGUGUUUAGUUAUGCAAAGAGUUGACAGUUCACUGCCUCCUGUCUUCAGUCCCACUCAGAGCUCAAUUUGCAUCUCAAUCUGCAUCUCUAACUGCAGCUUACAAAUCAGCACCUGCACUAGAUGUAUUCCUCAUCUGUUGUAAGGGACCUUGAAAGAUCAUCAAGUUCCAACUCCCCUGCUGUGAACAGGGACACCUUUCAUAAGGCCAGGUUGCUCAGAGCUCCGUCCCCCCUGGCCUUGAGUGCUUCCCAGGGAGGGCAUAUACAUACCCAGCUUCUCUGAGCAACCUGUUCCAGUGCUUGACCACUUCACAGGGAAGAAUUUCUUCCUAAAAUCUAAUUUAAACCUACUCUCUUACAGUGUGAACCCAUUCCUCCUUCCCUGUCCCUACAUGCCCUUGUAAAAAAUCCCUCUCCCAUCUUUCCUGUAGGCUCCCUUCAGGUAAAGGAAGGCGGCAGUUAGGCGAAGCUUCUUCUUUUCCAGGCUGAACAAUCCCAAUUCUCUCAGCCUUUCCUUGUAGGAGAGGUCAUCUGUCCCUCUAAUCAACUUCUGACCCACUCUGGAUUUGCUGUAACAGGUGGAUGUCCUUCCUAUGUCUUAGGUUCCAGAGCUGGAUGCAGUCCACCAGAUGGGGUUUCACAGAUCAGAGCAGAGGGGCUGUGAUGGGUUGACUUUGGCUGGAGAUGCAGAAAUUUUCAUUACCCUGUGUUUUCACAGAUAGAUAUUAUUUUCCCAUCUCAAGAGUAUCCUCCACCCCUCCAGAUGUCCAAAAUCAGGCCAUGACUUGGGCUAGAUUCCAUCAAGAUAGGUGCUCAGGACAGGAGAAGCAGCACACUUAAUUAUUGGGCAAUAGCAUUGGCUCUGUGCCUCCCACUGUCUUUAUUCCUCACAAAAUUCAUACUUCAUCAGUUCACGUCAUUUUAGCUGCUUUACUUUUGCAACAUACAACUUAUACCACAAGUUAUUUCCCCCCCGCAAAGGUUAAAUCUCCUUGGAGCACACACCAAGUCUCACCCUCCCUCUGCAUUACCUGUUGCAGCUGAGUCGGCCACGAGACUCAGAGUGCUUCAAUAAAACUUCAGAAGGCUUCAAUCAUCAGCACCUUGUUUUUUAAAAGUCAUACCAUUUCUCUGUUGCAAUCCUAUGGGCAGCUCCAAUCAGCUCUGGCUCUUUCCCUCUCUGUUCUUGCAGGCAGCGCUAACUCGUAUGCAGCUUAUUAACUCGCGUACAGCUCGGCUUCCUCCUUCGCUGCCUCCUCGCAGCAUGACCACUAGACUCCAACUGACUGCAGCUGCCAAUUCACUCUUUAUCACACCCACAGCUGUGAGGGCAAGGCUGUUCCCACUCUUGGGUAAUUAACACAACUGCAAUGUACUGGGGGCAAGAUUGCCUUCAGCACUACCUCUAUCUUGUCUUCCUACAUCUUUCCACAACUACCCACCACUUGCACCCAGGUAUUUGAGCAAAGACAAUCCCAUAAAUAGGUUUGCCUUUUCCUAUAGGGAGAGAAAUCCACCCUGAUUUUUCCAGCCACUUCCCCUGUGUAGUACAGGGACCUUGUCUCCUCCCCCUGUGUGUAGGGGUUUUGUGUGUGCAGGACCAGGGAGGUUUGCAGAUCACCUGGUGUUAACCAGCCAAGUGGCUUCUGUUAAAUUUACAUCUCAAUUCUUCCAUGCCCCAUUACCUAACACUCUUAGCUUAGUCUUCAGCAGUCUGUUAUACCACAGAAUCUUUUCAGAGGCUUAUGGGUGAUAAGGGAUGCGAUAUCCAUUCAAUGCCAUGGUUUUUUGCCCAAGAGUUUAUUAGAUUAUUUUUAAAAUUAGUCCCAUUGUCUGAUUCAAUUUUUUCUAGGGUAUUGUAUUGACACAAAAUGUGUCUCUCAAGACCUGGGAUGGUGUCUCGAGCAGUGGCAAUGGUUUACAGGGUAUGUUGCCAGCCAGCCAGUUGUUGCCUCCUCCACAGUGAGUAUGUAACACUUGCCUUGGCAUGUUCAUGGCAGUGGUCCAGUUUUCCAGGCCUCCCCAUACCGAAAGCCCGGCUGCUGCCCUCUAUUCCUCUAUUCCAGGGAAAGUCUGCUUCAUUGGCUUGGAUGAUUGCAGUACAUGCUUCUUAUUCAUGGAUGGUCUGUGCAAUGGCCUCCAUGGUCAGGUCCACCCCUGGAUGGUGAGCCCAUCUGUCUGUUACAGCUGAUGAUUCAUGGCCCCAUCGGGUUAUAACUUAUCUACCUCUUCAUUGUUUUGACGUUCUUUAGUGCUGUAGUUUUUGGGCAUGUAAACAUCUACCUGAUGUACUUUUCAAGGCAUGUUUUUGACCUGUGCACUGAUGUCCUGCCCCAGUGCAGGUGCAGUCCAGCCCAGAUCCCUGCAUUGUCAAUUGGUCUUCCAUUUUUGCAGCCACCCCAUAGGGCAUUAACCACCACCAGGAGUCAAGAGAGAGACAGGUCACUUUUCGCGUUCAGCAGUCUGUAGGGCUAGUUUGGAUGGCUUUCACCUCUGCAAACUGGCUUGACUCUCCUGCUCCUUCAGCAGCCUCAAUGACUCCUCCACCUCUGAUGGUUUCCUGCCACACAGCAGGAUGCAUGACUAAAUAGGCCAUAGCCUCUUUCAUCUUCUGGUAACUUGUUAUGUGGGGGUGCUUCUUGUGCACAAAUCUCUUUCUCUGGCAAUGCUCCAAAAUCUUUGCAUUCUGGCCAGUCCAUGAUUUUUUCCCAGAAUUCCCAGUUGAGCUUAUGUAAUCAAUGCUAUCUUCUUACUCCAUGUAGCAUUGGCUGAGUGAUCUGUUCUGGGGAUGUUUCCUUUGAAAUCUGGAGAAGUCUUUUCCAAUUAUUUUUAAACCUUAAUUUUAAUAUUUGUAAAUAAAAAUCUGUUAAUUGUAGCAGUGUUUAGAUGUACACCCUUUUCCUACCAAAGUUAUAAUAAAUUAAGAUUUUUCUAUAUAAACAUUUACAGUUAAACAAGUCAGUCUGAUGACAAUCAUUGAUGGAAGUCAGUUAUUUUCUGUGGACAUUGUGAAACAAAGUUCUGAAGCUGAGCCAGUCUAAUGGCAUUACCUAACAGAAAUUGCUCAGGGAUAUGAGAAAUUUAUGUCCUGUAGAACCUUGCACUAAAGGCAAAGACAACAUGCCAUCAAGAAGUCAAUCCAGCAGUUUGGUGAUUUGUUAAUUACCUUCGAGCUGAGCAGGUUUGAAAUGCAUCAUUGUGCAUUGCAUGUAAAAGAAUUUGCAUUUAAAAGUUCCUAAAGUGAUAAAUGGCAAAAAGCUUUAAAAAGUAUUGGGUGAAAAGUAUGAAACUGGGAGUUGGACCUUGUUAUAUGGAGUUAUUUGAAAAUACUAACUUCUUAUAUGUGAAAUAUAACUUAAUUACAGAUUAGAAUACCACUAAUUUUAAGUGAUGAAAUUAAAUUAAAUUUUAAAGCUUUUAACUCAUAAUAGUAAAUAAUUCAAAAUCUAGUCUUCUCAAAAAGGUAUAGUUAAAAUUCUUUUAUUAAGACAACAGAUCUCUAAUCAGCUGCAGUGCUAGACUUCACAGGUUUUCAGCCAAUUAAAAUGAACUUGCAAUUGAUUGGGUUAAGAAUCCAACCACUAUAUUAUGUAAGUGUUAAGUCCCAUGUUUUAUUUAUAAAAAUAGUUUCGUAUUAGUCCACAUUUCUGAGUAGAGGUUAUCCGAAUGGGUUAGGUGAUUAUUAUCAAGUACUGCUUUUAUAUUGCAACAGUUUGAUCCACUAAAUAAUAUCUCUUCAGCAGUAUUUGUUAGUCUUAUGGGUUUUUACAAGCUGUGCUUUUUGUAUGUACAAAACUUUUUCUGUAGGGAUUUAUUGUAUUUAGUAUUGUGUAAGUUGUUCUUUAAAAAAGAACUUGAAAAUCUUUGUAUAAACAGUUCAGGACCAAUAA